CAAUCCCCAACCCAUUACUCAUGAUUCAAAUUUCUGCCAUAUUACACACAAACAUGACUGAAUCUGAUUCUUCUUCAACCAAUGUGCCCCCAAAAGACCAGCCGCCACCACCAACUGUUCCAAUCCCUGACGCUCCGCCGCAAGAGCAGUCGCCGAAACCAUCAUCCACUCCAUUGGUCUCAUCGAAAGAAGGCGUAAGUUGGAAUUCCACAUCGAGAAAGUUGCCGGCGGUUUACCGGGGAGUAAGAAGCAGGAGUGGGAAAUGGGUGUCCGAAAUACGUGAGCCGCGUAAAACGACGCGUAUAUGGCUAGGGACAUACCCUACACCUGAAAUGGCAGCCACCGCGUAUGACGUGGCUGCUCUUGCCCUAAAAGGUCCCGACGCGGAACUGAACUUUCCGGAUAUGGUUCAUUCGUAUCCGAAAGUGGGUUCUACAUCGGCAACUGAUAUUCGUGCCGCCGCUGCUAGUGCCGCCGCUUCUAGACUACUACCCAAGGCUGUUACCAAUACUGGGUCAUCAUCAAAAAACGAGGACACCACAUCGACUACUGCUAUGGAGAUUACAUGUUCAGGUCAAGAAUUUAUCGACGAGGAAGAGCUUUUAAACUUUCCCAAUUUGAUGGUGGAUAUGGCAGGGGGAAUGCUAGUAAGCCCUCCAAACUGGAUAAACUCACCACCUUCUGAUGAUUCACCAGAUAAUUCAGAUGUAGAUACACUAUGGACUUACACUUAAAAUAGAAAAAUUCACUGUAAAAGUGAUGAAUGAGAGAGAGUAUACAGUACAAUGAAAUGUAGAAGAAGAAGAAGCAUGGUUUAAAAACUAGGGUCUAGAUGCUUCUGAUGAUUCAGUAAUAUGAAAUGCAGAAGGUACUGUCAUUUGUCCUCUUUUUUUUCCUCUGUCCCUUCUGGUUUUUAUCUCUUUUAGGGGUUGUUCCAUUGCUGGAAAAACAUAUGAACAAAUCAGAAGCCAAUAUAAGAAGAAUCUGAGUGGUUUUACAUAUCUGUUGCAAUGUUGAUGCUAUUAUAAAGCUUGGGUUUUCUUUUGUUUUUCUAAUAA
Molecule: messenger RNA, 1058 nt
Organism: Gossypium raimondii (Peruvian cotton)
Lineage: Eukaryota; Viridiplantae; Streptophyta; Magnoliopsida; Malvales; Malvaceae
Product: ethylene-responsive transcription factor ERF027
Exons: 1
Coding region: 21-734 (237 amino acids)
Biological process (GO): regulation of DNA-templated transcription
Molecular function (GO): DNA-binding transcription factor activity; DNA binding
Source: RefSeq, a predicted model, not a curated record